Molecule: messenger RNA, 3270 nt
Organism: Phaeodactylum tricornutum CCAP 1055/1
Lineage: Eukaryota; Bacillariophyta; Bacillariophyceae; Surirellales; Neidiaceae
Exons: 3
Coding region: 1-3270 (1089 amino acids)
Biological process (GO): DNA integration
Molecular function (GO): nucleic acid binding
Source: RefSeq, a predicted model, not a curated record
AUGGUACCGGCCACCAGGCAAAUGACUAGCGGAGCUGCUUACUCGCAUUUUUUGGAUAAUGUAUUUUCACUUCCUCAAGGGCACCCAAUCCGACUUAGUUUCGAACAACAAGGGUAUAAUUCUGUUGAUGAUCUCCUCAGUAUUUUUGAGAACGAACUAGAUGCCCUUGGAUAUGUGCCUCCAGCGAGUCCUGACACAAAUGAAGACCCUCAGUGGACCCCAUUGCUCAUGGCGCACCGACAGAUUCUUCGACAUUUCCUGCGUUGGCAGGCAUCACUUGAACGGCAAAAGGGAAGUCCUUUGGAAAAUUCGGAGCUUGUUGCAUUGACAAGUGGAGAUUUCAUUUUAUAUCGACGCUCGGCACUCGGACAAGUCUCUAAUGUUCCGGCCACCAUCAGUCCUUCUCUGAACAACCAGUUAAGUACGUCCACGAAAGCUCGAUCGGCAGUCGACGAAUUCAAGCGAGGAGUCAAGCGUGACAAGACCCACUACCCUAUCCUUAAGGAUGACCGAUACUGGGACAAUUUCUACCGGUCUUUCGUGGUCACCGCGGUAUCCCAUAACGUCGAAAAGGUACUUGACCCAUCCUAUGCACCAACGGACCCCUCAGAGAAGUCUCUCUUUGAGGAACAGAAGAAAUUUGUGUACUCUGCUUUGGAACAUACACUUCAGACUGAUAUGGGGAAAAACCUUGUUCGCGAACAUAGUUUUGACUUCAAUGCCCAAGAAGUUUUCCGUAAGGUUGUCAAGCACUACACAGAGUCUGCCAGUGCCAAGAUUGGGUCCUCCAACACUUUGGCCUACCUCACUACGGCAAAAUAUGGCACAUCCUGGACAGGAACGGCGGAAGGGUUCAUCCUUCACUGGAAGAACCAUCUUCGUAUCUACAAUGAUAUGGUCCCUAUGGCAGAGCAGUUGCCUAAACAGCUUUGCCUCAGUUUGCUUGAAAACGCUGUACACGACAUCCCUGAACUCCGUCAGGUCAAGAUCACCGCUACUUUAGACUUAGCUAAAGGAGGCACUCCCCUCAACUACGAAGGUUACCUGAGUCUAUUGCUUGCAUCUGCUUCUCUAUACGAUAAAGGGAACAACCUUUCCAAUUCUCGUAAUGUCAAGAGCAAGCGUAGCGCCUUUCUGACCGACCUCUCGUAUGAUCAACCUGACUUCACCGAAGACAAUGGAAUUGACUAUGAUAUCGAUCUCUCUCCUGCAGUGAUCUAUGAGGCCAAUGCUCACAACCGCAAAGUCAGUCCAUCUGGCCACCGUAAUCGCGAUCCGGCAACCAAUCGAGAGCGUCCGUAUAUCCCUCGCGAGAUGUGGAAUCAGCUUUCAGAUGAUGCCAAAGCCAUUCUCCAAGGCCUGUCAGCACCCGACAAAGGCCCUACUCGAUCCGGCGAUGUCUCGCAACGUGCGUUGGAAGCGAAUACCCACGCCAAGAUAUCGAACGAUAAUGGCGAGUUCAACCGUAGCGAACCAGACAACCAGCAAGCUGAAGCAUUCUAUGACUGUGAUCAAACAACGGAGCUCCUUGCACACUUGACUGACCGUUCUGUUCAACUCAACGUUCUGGAAUAUCAAGUCUCUCGUCAUUCCGUUGAGAACAAAACUGCUGCUCUAGUCGAUCGAGGUGCCAACGGUGGACUUGCUGGCUGUGAUGUCAAAGUUGUGAACAAGACAGGACGGUCUGCUAGUAUAACGGGUAUCAACGAGCAUACCCUGUCAGAUUUGGAUAUUGUCACUGCCGCUGGGUUUGUUGAGUCUCACAAAGGCCCUAUCAUUGUGAUUAUGCACCAAUACGCCUAUCUUGGCAAGGGAAAGACCAUCCACUCCAGUGCCCAACUUGAGCAUUACCGAAACACAGUCGAAGACCGGUCCCGCAAUGUUGGAGGACAACAGCGGAUUGUUACCUUGGAUGAUUAUAUCAUUCCUCUUCAUGUUCGACAAGGCCUCCCAUAUAUGGAUAUGCGGCAGCCUACCGAUAGCGAGUUCGAAUCUCUUCCGCAUGUUGUGUUGACUUCCGAUAUUGACUGGGACCCUUCUAUUCUAGACAAUGAAGUUGACAUGGUGAACGACUGGUACGAUGCAAUGCAAGAUCUUCCGGGCAAUGCCUAUGUUGAACCACGAUUUGACAACACAGGUCAAUACCUCCACCGCCAUAUUGCGUACUACGAUCUCGAUCGCGAGGACGCUAUUGAUUGCAUUAUCCAGUGUUGUAAGCACAAUGUCAAACGCAAUGAACGGGACUAUGAAGCAUUACGUCCCUGCUUGGGAUGGGUAUCCGGUGACACUGUCCGAAAAACCAUCAUGGCUACGACACAGUACGCUCGCGAAGUCUACAAUGCGCCGCUACGAAAGCACUUCAAAUCGCGAUUCCCGGCUCUAAAUGUGCAUCGGCGCAACGAGGCUGUUGCAACGGAUACUAUCUGGUCAGACACACCUGCUGUUGACAACGGAGCCAAGUUUGCACAACUGUUUGUGGGGAGACGUUCCUUAGUCACCGAUAUUUAUCCCAUGAAAACAGACAAGGAGUUUGUCAAUGCCCUUGAGGACAAUAUUCGCCAUCGUGGAGCUAUGGAUAAACUUCUGAGUGAUCGAGCCCAAGUCGAAAUCAGUAAGAAGGUUGCUGAUAUUACACGAGCCUACAACAUUGACCAAUGGCAAAGUGAACCUCAUCAUCAACAUCAAAAUUUUGCCGAACGCCGUAUUGCUACUAUUGAAGCUAAUACCAAUAACGUUCUUAACAAAACCGGUGCUCCUGAUUCCACUUGGCUCUUGUGCAUUGCCUACAUCUGCUAUGUCUUCAACCAUUUGUCCCAUGAAUCUUUGCAUGAUCGUACACCGCUCGAGACUCUUCUUGGUAGCACCCCUGAUAUCAGCGUACUUCUCCAGUUUCAUUUUUGGGAACCGGUGUACUACCGGAUCGAAGAUCCAUCUUUCCCUUCCGAUGGUACCGAAAAGAGCGGUCGCUUUGUUGGCAUUGCUGAAUCUGUUGGGGAUGCUCUCACUUACAAAAUCCUCACAGACGACACCAACAAGAUCUUAUACCGCUCUAGUGUGCGUUCCGCAUUGAAAUCCGGAGAAACCAACCUACGCCUUACGCCACAGGAUGGGGAGAGUAAUUCUAAGCCUAUCAACUUCGUCAAGUCGCGUAGAACUGAAAACAAAAAUUCCUAUGCCUUAAAGAAUCUACCCGGUUUCACCCCUGAGGACCUUAUUGGACGCACGAUGAUGGGGAGCGUUUUCGUGCACGUAUCACAAGGAAAAUCUUAG